AUGCCAGGGAAAGCACAAACAGGAGUGGGAUCAGAGUCCUGGAGGCUAGCCGAUGGUGAAAUCAAAUUCUGGGAGCUGAAUUCGACCUGGGAACAGAAUGAGGAACUUAACAAGCAGUUAGAAUCCUAUCUUUCACUGCAUUCCCGGGACAAGGCCAACAUAGCUGAAAAAUUCCUGUUUGUUCAACAAAACCUUUCUGCAUCUGAGCUGAACGAGCAAAAGGUUCAAGUGACCUGUCCUCAGGGAUACUUUCCAUGUGGUAGGCACUCCAUAUGCUUGCCUCAAUUUCUCCACUGCAAUGGUGUGGACGACUGUGCAAACAAUGCUGACGAGGAUGACUGCGAAGACUUCAGCGGCUGGUCUAAGUCUUUCGAAGCAUAUAUUGUAAAUACAUGGACAUCCGAAUUUCAAACCACAUUGAAACCAUGUAAUCUUGAGUACACGUCAAGGAAUGCAUGUAGAUGCAGUAGCACAGAGCUCAACUGUGAUGAUGGUAAUCUGGAUACACUCCCUUUUGUGUCAACCAAUUUGAUACUUCUGUACUUACAAAACAAUCAGAUAACAACAAUUUCUGGGCGGGCGUUUAAGGGAUUGUACAAUCUUACCAAACUGUAUUUGACUGACAAUAACAUAACCAUGUUGCCUCCAAGAGUGUUUGAAGAUCUUCAUAGCGUUAAAUGGCUGCUGAUCGAGGACAAUAAAAUCCACAAGAUUGCCAUCCACUCCUUCAUUGGGCUAGAAUCGGUCAUGCUCCUGUCACUGAACAACAACUCUAUCUCUGAGAUGCCAGAAGAAACCAUUUGCAAAGAGAUGCCAAAGUUAAUGUACCUUGACAUGGGAAUAAACAAUAUCCAAAUUCUGAAGAAUACUACUUUCAAGCAUUGCAGCAUGUUAAGCGUAUUUGCAUUCAGCGAAAACAAGAUCAACAUUAUACAAGAUCAUGCUUUCUCAGGAUUGCAGAAUCUUAUAGAACUGGAUCUGUCUAAAAACCGGAUACAAGAUAUCUCUCCCCACUUAUUUAAAGAUAUAACUGAACUUCGACAAUUGAAUAUUUCUUACAAUCCAAUUCAGCAAAUUCAGUUGGAUCAGUUUGACAAUCUAUUGAAAUUAAAGUCACUUAACAUGGAAGGAAUGGAAUUAUCAUUUCUGGAAGCCAGGAUGUUUCAGCCACUUACAAAUUUGUCCUUCGUAUACUUUAAAAAGUUCCAAUACUGUGGCUACGCCCCUCAUGCUCGGAAUUGCAGACCUAACACAGAUGGUAUCUCCUCGUUCGAGAACCUCCUGGCUAACAUUGUGCUCCGAGUCUUCAUUUGGGUUGUCUCUGCCAUUACGUGUUUUGGAAACAUCUUCGUCAUAUGCAUGAGACCUUACAUCAGAUCUGAGAACAAGCUUCACGCCAUGUCCAUAAUGUCUCUCUGCUGUGCAGACUGCUUGAUGGGGAUAUAUCUUUUUGUGAUCGGAGCUUAUGACCUUAAAUAUCGUGGCAAGUACAACAAGCAUGCUCACCUGUGGAUGGACAGUAUGCAGUGUCGGAUAACUGGGUCUUUGGCAAUGCUGUCAACAGAAGUGUCCGUCUUACUCUUGUCCUACCUGACUUUGGAAAAAUACCUCUGCAUUGUUUAUCCUUUCAGCAACCUGAAGCCAGGAAAGUACAGGACAGUUUCCAUUCUGAUCCUUAUCUGGUGUGUGGGGUUUGCCAUUGCGUUCACUCCCCUGAUGAGUAACGAUGUAUUUAAGAAUUACUAUGGCACAAAUGGAGUGUGUUUUCCACUGCACUCAGAACAGAUGGAGUCUUACAGAGCACAGGCCUAUUCCGUUGUCAUUUUUCUUGGUGUGAACUUGAUUGCUUUCAUAGUGAUAAUAUUUUCCUACGCAAGCAUGUUCCACAGUAUUCAUCAGACAGGUGCAAUGGCAACAGAAAUCAGCAACCACAUUAAAAAGGAAGUAACCAUCGCCAAGCGCUUCUUUUUCAUUGUCUUCACAGAUGCGCUUUGUUGGAUUCCUAUUUUCGUAUUAAAAAUUCUGUCCGUGCUUCAGGUCGAAAUACCAGGUUCAAUAAGUUCAUGGGUGGUCAUAUUCAUAUUGCCAAUUAACAGCGCACUGAACCCAAUCCUCUACACUAUAACAACUCGUCCAUUCAAAGAAAUGAUACUACAGUGCUGGUACAACUAUAAAAAGAGAGGAAGCAAUGGAAGCCAGAAAAACUCUGCGCCAUCGUUCAUCCUCUUGGAAAUGUGGCCAUUACAAGAGACUAUACCAACAGUAACAAGAACUGAAAUCUUUCAAAAUACAUCAGAAGAUUCACUCAAUCCCGAGACACCAUGAAGCUGGACUCUUAGCACACACACACACAAAACUUCUAGAACAUUUUGUAUCAAAAACUUUAGCACGAGGUGGUAUUCUUACACACAGAGUGAUCACAUUUGGCUAAAGAUCUGGAGGAUCUGGUUGAAAACAUUGCCAAGAUUUUAGCAUAAUAAAAAAAACUUCAUCUUAUUUAUUUUUGGGGCAAAGCUUAAAUUCUGAUUAUGUUUUGCCUUGUGGCAUUGUUGAGACACUUCCGUACUUCAAAUUGGAUGUAACUUCCAUAUUACAUGUAAAAAGUGAGCACAGCUCUUUGGUGUGUUAUCAUACAUCUUGUUUACACAGUUUGAUACCUCAGAACGACAACGAGUGACUUGAACCAUGUUUUAAUGAAUUGUUUCAGUGGCUUUGCACGUUGUAUUAAUGCUUUGUGUAGAACUUUUACUAUUUAAAUAAAUGCUCUAUUUGUAUGAA
Molecule: messenger RNA, 2778 nt
Organism: Callorhinchus milii (elephant shark)
Lineage: Eukaryota; Metazoa; Chordata; Chondrichthyes; Chimaeriformes; Callorhinchidae
Gene: rxfp1
Product: relaxin family peptide receptor 1
Exons: 18
Coding region: 1-2325 (774 amino acids)
Biological process (GO): G protein-coupled receptor signaling pathway
Cellular component (GO): membrane
Molecular function (GO): protein binding; G protein-coupled receptor activity
Source: RefSeq, a predicted model, not a curated record